AUGAAGCAAGUGACAGGAUUGACUUCGAACCAAGAUAUGCAGAGCCAUGGCCAAAACCCUGUUUAUGGCGCCCACCCUCAACAUCAACUAAUCGAAAGUCACGGCAUGGAUCCAAGACUUGGCCACGAGCGCCACGUAGUCCACGAUUACAUGCGUGGACAGGGCCCAGUUUCUGCGCCUCCGGUUGGACACCAUGCUUCUUCCAUGGAAGCCAACAGCAGCUCCAGUACUAGUAUUGCAGCAUCGUGUGAGCUCAGGGACGCACCAACAAUGUCGUCCAGACAUGGGUAUCUUAUGGGGCAUGGACCAAUGUUCAACAGUCCCAAUCUUGGCUCCGUUGAAGCAAUGUCCAGCCAGCACCAAUUCCACCAGUCGGCACAGCAGCACCUGGAAAAUCAUACGCCGCACCAACAUCAGCCUCACCAAUAUCUCCAUGAUCAUGAAGCCCCAGCACACCAUGCCCCAAUGUCGAUGGCACCCUCAUCUGGCCCAGUGCCAGGAAACCCUAAACCAAUAAGGAGACGUAUGCGUAUGAUAACGUCAUGCCUCGAAUGUCGUCGAAGGAAGCUAAAGUGCAACAAAUCUAACCCUUGCACCAACUGCACCAAGUUUAAUCGAGAAUGCCUAUACCUUGGGGCUAAGCUGGAUGAGGCGAGCCAACACCGCCUCACCGAGAUCAAGGAAAAGGCCGGUGCGUUGGAACGCCAGCUUGAGCGGUCGGUGGCUAGAUCAGCCUCACGCAGCUAUAGCCAGCAACGGAUUGUAGCGGAUGACGUUGAGGACGAAUAUGCCGACGAGCGAGAGCUCGAGGCAACACCGAUGGUUGCGCUAGACCUUACGUACGAUGAUCCAGACGUCGAACAUACCACCGACGAUAUCAUUGAUUUGGGAAUACAGGUUGGAAAGAUGCGAAUCACUGAGCGGAUUGGAGGACUCAAUAGGCCAAGGAUAUCGGAAGAGAUUGAGGCAGGAUUAUCUGUAUCCCCGCCGCAGACUCUAGGGUACGAUCAGAUGCCUGGACAGACGUCCCGGGCCGACAGCAUGUCUGCAGCCAACGGUUCCGAAAUAGUAAUUCCCGACUUCUUGCGGCCCGGCACCUCUUACAUUCCGCCGACAAGUGGCUACUUCUUUGGACAGGUUGUACAAUCGCCGGGCCUGGAUCAGCUGCUUCCGAGCUCCAGGGGGAUGGGGGAUAUGUUGUUGCAGCGUUACUACGAUGCGGUACAUCCCAUCGCCCGCUGUGUCCACUGGCCAAGCUUCGAGCUGACUUACCAGUCCUUUUGGGAAGAUUGCAACGCCGGUUAUGAGCCUCGGCCAUCGAUACAGGCUGUGGUGUUUGCUGCAUGGUUCAGCGCUGCCGUUUCCCUGGAGCAUGACGGCGAUCUCCGCAUCUUCGGCGAGUCCAAAACUGCAUUGAUGCAGAAAAUGAAGAUCGGGACAGAAGCAGCUUUAAGCAAAGCCAACUUCCUGAGAACAACGAAAGUAGAAACAUUGCAGGCCUUCAUCAUGUACAUGAUACCACUUUGUCGUGCCGAGAUCUCGAGGGCUCACUCAGUCUUAGUUGGAGCAGCAGUGAGGAUGGCAGAAUGCAUGGGCCUACACCGUGAUGGGGAAGCGUACGGAUUGUCGCCGCUAGAGACGCAUGUGCGAAGACUACUUUGGCACCAGCUCUGUUUCUUGGAUGUUCGGACUUGCGAGGCUCAAGGCCCCAAGCCGGCCAUAAGAAGGGAGGACUAUGACACGAGUCUGCCUUUGAAUUGCGAGGAAGAGGAUCUCACCAACGCGAUGGAGCCACCCAGUCCGGCUGAGAGGUGGACAUCGGCCUUGCUGCCACUGAUGCGCUUCGAGAUAAACGAGAUGAUGCGCAACAUAUGGAUGGACCGACGCAGGCUUGAGAGCCACAAGACCACCGUCACCAAUGUUUUACAAAAGAUUGGCAACUUCCGAAAGCGCCUGUUGGAGAAGUACGAAAGGUUUCUCGACGACCGUGUGCCGAUACAACGCUAUGCAAAACUCGUAAUGCACCUGCUCACGCACCGUCUGUACGCCAUGAUACUCCACCCAUACUAUGCCAACACUUCGAAUCCGAUGCCUCCGCGACUCAACAGUGUACUCAUUUGGGGUGGUGUAGGGAUCAUCGAGAUUUCGAUACAGCUAGAGACCAACCCGGACUUUGCCCUCUGGUCCUGGUAUUUGGGAGCUUACCAACAGUAUCAGAUCGCGCUCCUCCUGGCAACCGAGAUUUACUACCGACCCGCCAAUAAGGAAGCUGAUCGCAUCUGGGCCUGUCUUGAUCAUGUUUUUGGUAUGGAGAGAAAUCUGAGCCGAGAUGAGAAGGGCGCCCUGAUAUUGCAUGAGAUUGCCGAAAAGACCUCGGUCUACAUGGGCAUGCGGAAGAUGCGUGCGCCUAGGAGUACUACUGAGGCAGUGCCAGACAAACAGCCCAUCAAGACCGAGGGAAGCGUAUCUCCGUCUGCAGCUGUGCUUGCCUCUGCGGAGCCAUACAACCCCCAACCAGCCCAGAACCAAAACCAUCAAACCAACCAUCAAGAGAAUGAGCAGCAGCCAAACGGGCAGUCAAGUUUGCAGUACUCGCCGCCGUUAUUCGCACAAAAUCAGUCUCAGCACAGGCACCACCACCAGCACUCUCCGGGAAGCUUCAAGAUAGAACCCGGAAUUUCAUCAACCAUGAUGGCAACUACGCCAAUCACAGGUACUGGAGGAAUAAGAGGAGCUUCUAUGUCUUCACAGACAGGCAUGUCUAUGCACAUGCCGCCUGGUCCGCCACAAAACGUGGUCUUUGCUGGCGUGUCCAACGGAGAGGUGCUCUGGAGUCUCCCGCCCCAGAACCCCGGAAGCCCGGAAGCCAGUAGCGACGGUGGAAGCGUUGCUGGGCAUCCUCAGCGAAGUGGCCAGAUUACUGCACCAACUGGCGGUGGAGCCAUGUGUGGUAUUGACUGGGCCGCAUGUACGGAUGCCAUCAACGCAAUCUUUCCUAGCGACCCCCAGACAGGCGAAUUUUCCAUGAACGUCUUUGUGGAUCCGAACAUCGGGAUGAAAUGGAGUAAUUGAGUACUGCCUAUCAAGAGCUCCUUCGUUUUACCAGCUAGCUCAAGGUGAAUUGGCUGAAAAAAAAAGAACAACAGAGUUGUCUGAUCCAAGUCGUAUAUCCUGUUUGUGGUAUACUAAACUACUGCAUAUUUCACUACUCACUUGUUGUCACAUGAAAAUAGGCGUUUGUGUAGAGGCUGGCAUUACUUUAAGUUGAUAUGUUUUUCUUUUCUGCUUUUCUUUUCUUUUCAUUCAAGGAAAGAUGUACUGGCCGCUCUUGCAAUUUUGUAGGAUGAACUUAGCGUAUGCAUAGGACCAUGGGACCAGGAGUCAAUGGUUACGAUUUCGGAAUGACGUCAACAUGAGGGUUUUGUAAAGCGAAGAGGAAUAAUGAACAGGAAGACAAGUUACCUGCGUAUAUAUGACGACGAUGAAUGUACGGCCAAUUUUCUUGGAGUGGAGUAUCAGCAGUAGAAGACGG
This is a messenger RNA of Pyricularia oryzae 70-15, 3532 nucleotides long. RefSeq names its product fungal specific transcription factor domain-containing protein. Gene Ontology annotation, biological process: regulation of DNA-templated transcription; DNA-templated transcription. The transcript is spliced from 3 exons. Bases 1 to 3072 code for a protein of 1023 amino acids. The record is from RefSeq and is a predicted model, not a curated record. Gene Ontology annotation, molecular function: DNA-binding transcription factor activity, RNA polymerase II-specific; DNA binding; zinc ion binding. Lineage: Eukaryota; Fungi; Ascomycota; Sordariomycetes; Magnaporthales; Pyriculariaceae.